This is a messenger RNA of Mastomys coucha (southern multimammate mouse), 941 nucleotides long. RefSeq names its product proteasome 20S subunit beta 4 (gene Psmb4). The transcript has 7 exons. Bases 46 to 840 code for a protein of 264 amino acids. Gene Ontology annotation, cellular component: proteasome core complex. NCBI's taxonomy places the organism in Eukaryota, Metazoa, Chordata, Mammalia, Rodentia, Muridae. The record is from RefSeq and is a predicted model, not a curated record.
CCGGUGACGCUAGCGCUUUCAUUUCUUUCGGCUGAGGUGACUAAGAUGGAAGCGUUUUGGGAGUCUCGGGCUGGCCACUGGGCCGGGGGUCCAGCUCCGGGGCAGUUUUACCGCGUCCCAUCCACCCCCAGCGGCCUCAUGGACCCGGCGUCUGCGCCCUGCGAGGGUCCCAUUACUCGGACCCAGAACCCCAUGGUGACUGGGACAUCGGUACUCGGGGUGAAGUUCGACGGCGGAGUGGUGAUUGCUGCAGACAUGCUGGGCUCCUAUGGCUCCCUGGCUCGUUUCCGCAAUAUCUCUCGUAUCAUGCGAGUCAACGACAGCACUAUGCUGGGUGCCUCGGGAGACUACGCUGAUUUCCAGUAUUUGAAACAAGUUCUCGGCCAGAUGGUGAUUGAUGAAGAGCUGUUGGGAGAUGGACACAGCUAUAGCCCUAGAGCUAUUCAUUCAUGGUUGACAAGAGCCAUGUACAGCCGCCGCUCCAAGAUGAACCCCCUGUGGAACACCAUGGUCAUUGGAGGCUAUGCUGAUGGAGAAAGCUUUCUUGGUUAUGUGGACAUGCUUGGUGUAGCUUAUGAAGCCCCUUCAUUAGCCACUGGUUAUGGUGCAUACUUGGCUCAGCCUCUGCUUCGAGAAGUUCUGGAGAAGCAACCAGUGCUAAGUCGGACUGAGGCUCGGGAGCUUGUAGAGCGCUGCAUGAGAGUGCUGUACUACCGAGACGCCCGUUCGUAUAACCGGUUUCAAAUUGCCACUGUAACUGAAAAGGGUGUCGAGAUAGAAGGACCACUGUCGGCACAGACCAACUGGGAUAUUGCUCACAUGAUCAGUGGCUUUGAAUGAAAUCCAGAUGAAUGUCCAGAGUUGAAGCUUUGCUCUUCUAAACAUGACUGUAGCUGGCUCAAAGGCAAACUUCUGUAAAAUAAACCAGUCGUUUGAAGUGU